UUUGGAUUAUCAAAGAGGUUGCAGGAAAUUAUAAGCAGGGAGUGUGUUUGGGUUUUCCCUAUCUCCGAUCUUGCUCCAUAGACAACGUUGGAGGUGGCUGUCGUAUUUUACCGGUGGAUAAAUCACCUUGAGCCCAAGCACACACCCGUUGCUGAUGUCCCACCGCAACGUCUCAACUGCAGGAGGGAGAGAAGACAGCAAAGGAAGCAUGGAGUUACUUUGGAAUACAUUUUCUGUCACGGGAAGGACGUUCUCAAAGGAAACAGCUUUACCGAAGGAGACAACAGACUUGGUCAGCACAGCCGGAUAUGACAACAUCAUCCAACACUUGAAUGACGGCAGGAAGAACUGCAAAGAAUUUGAAGACUUUUUGCGGGAAAGGGCUUCUGUAGAAGAGAGAUAUGGGAAGGAGCUGAUCAGCUUGUCACGGAAGAAGCCCUGUGGGCAGACAGAGCUCAAUACCCUCAGAAGAGCACUGGAGGUUUUCAAACAACGCGUGGAGACUGUUGGCCAAAUCCAUAUGCAGUUAGCCCAGAAUCUCAGGGAAGAAGCGAAGAAAAUGGAGGAUUUCAGAGAAAAGCAAAAACUCCAUCGUAAAAAGAUUGAACUAAUAAUGGACGCCAUUCACAAAAACCGGAAUCUGCAGUACAAGAAGGCCAUGGAAGCCAAGAGGCUCUACGAACAGCGAUGCAGGGACAAAGACGAAGCGGAGCAAGCAGUUCAUCGGAGCACCAACCUGGUCACACCGAAGCAGCAGGAAAAGUUGUUUGUGAAACUAGCUCAGGCCAAGUCUGCCUUGGAAGAUUCAGACAGGAUGUAUCAAAACAACGUCAACGCUCUGGAGAAGAUCAGAGAAGAAUGGCAGAACGAGCACAUCAAGGCUUGCGAGUUCUUCGAGAGUCAAGAAUGCGAGCGGAUCAACUAUUUUCGGAACGCUGUGUGGUUGCAUGUCAAUCAGCUGUCGGAAGGUUGUGUCAAGAAUGAUGAUAAUUACGAAGAGAUCCGCAAAGCCCUCGAGCAGUGCAACAUCGGGAACGACAUAGAGUGUUUUGUACAUAUUCGCAAGACCGGCAACCUCCCUCCAGUUCCUGUAGUCUACGAAAAUUAUUAUAACACACAGAAGAACACAGUGCCCAGAAGAAGCCAAGUUCCAGUGCCUGGCACGAGACCCCAGAUGCCCAUCCCUUCCAGUGAACCAGGGGAUGCUAACUAUGCUUCCGUGGAUGGAUAUAGCUUAAUUCAUCCCCACUAGUGCAGAGAUGAUCUUGGAAUCUUUCAUUCGACGAUACCUCUGUGAGGAAAUCAAAUAGCAGCAUUUUAAAAGCUGUCCCACUCUACUUCCCCAAAUGGAGUUUUGCUCUUUCUGGGGUGCAUUAAUUAUUAUUUUAAAAACGCAAUUGGAGAAGAACAUUUUGGGAAGAUGGAGGAUGGUUCCACGGCAGAAAAGUAACGAGAGAAUGCUGAUUUUCUGGCAAAUAACAUCAAUAUUCUGUUGUUUUAUUCAUUUGAAGGAAGGGAUAACACCCCCCCUCCCCCGCAGGGGUUGUUUGCAGGAUGUGGUCGAAAAAGUCAAGAUGGCAGCUGUAGCAUCAACUGCACUGUUAGAGCCACAAUCUUGCCUUUUUUUGACCAGAUGCUUGGACCCCUUGCCCUUUUUAAUUAGUAAAAGGGGGGGGGGGGUUGACAUCGGAAGGAUUACACAUAUGUGUGAGUUACCUUAAAAUCAGGCGUCUUGGGAAACACUGCAGUUUUUAACCUGACCUACCUCACAGGGUUGUUGUGAGGAUGGAACAAGACAAUCCCAUGUUAUUAGCCUUAAUUCUUAGAUCUGACUUAAUUCUGUUGGAGAGUGGUAGGAAAGCUUAUGGAGUUUUGAUUACCUUCCUUUUUGUUUUUUAGUCUCGGCCAAAAUCCAAUGAAAUCUAAAGCAAAUGGACUCUUCCUGAUUCAAUAAGCAAUAAUAAUUAAAAUACUUAUUUGUCUACAAAUGACCCGGGAGCCAGUCUGUGGGAACUGCAGUAACAUGCAGGUUAAUCCUUCCCCUGGACUUUUGAGUUGUGAUGGUGCGGAGUCAGCGGCCUGUGAAACCCUCCUUUUAGUUAAAAGCAAGUUUCUAGUCCUCAUGAUUACGAGGGACAGAAAAUGCGUGGCUGCUAUACUACCCACUCAUGGAAAGUUCUGGAAGCCAAAGCAGGUUGCUGCAGGAUUUCUCUGUUGCCUUUUUUGGGGGGUCAUCCAUACUUUUAAUCCUACUCCAUUUCCUACCCCAUUGGUUUUAACUGGGUUGUUUUAAAUUGCGGGCCGAAAUUAUUUAAUUACCUUUUAAACUGUUUUUUAAAUUUUGUAUGCUCUGUUUUAUCUCGGCUGUUCACCACCCUGAGUCCUGCUGGAGAAGGGCGGUAUAAAAAUCAAAUCAAAUAAAAAAUAAAUAAAUACA
This is a messenger RNA of Pantherophis guttatus, 2437 nucleotides long. RefSeq names its product proline-serine-threonine phosphatase interacting protein 2 (gene PSTPIP2). Gene Ontology annotation, molecular function: actin filament binding. Gene Ontology annotation, cellular component: plasma membrane; actin filament; cytoplasm. The record is from RefSeq and is a predicted model, not a curated record. Gene Ontology annotation, biological process: actin filament polymerization. Lineage: Eukaryota; Metazoa; Chordata; Lepidosauria; Squamata; Colubridae.